Messenger RNA from Xenopus laevis (African clawed frog), 801 nucleotides. RefSeq names its product cilia- and flagella-associated protein 251-like. The record is from RefSeq and is a predicted model, not a curated record. NCBI's taxonomy places the organism in Eukaryota, Metazoa, Chordata, Amphibia, Anura, Pipidae. Bases 1 to 615 code for a protein of 204 amino acids. The transcript is spliced from 3 exons.
AUGUUUUCUCGUACCUACGGUAAAAAACAAGCACACAGUCCUGCAGAUGAAGAAGAGGAGGAUGGAGCCCAUGCAGCAGCAGAAGAGGAAGCUCUUGAUACAGAGGACAAGGAAGAGGAAGCGGAAGGAGCUCCCGCUGAAGACCCUGCAGUGGAGGAGAAGAUGGAGGAGCAAGCUCCUGCAGAGGAAGAAGAAGCUCCUGGAGCAGCAGAAGAGGAAGCUCUUGCCUCUCAGGAGAAAGAAGAAGGAGCUGAAGAUAAAGAAGAAGAGGAUGCUCCAACAAAUGAAGAAACAGCUCCUCCCGCUGAAGAACAGCAAGUUCCUGAAGAGGAGGAGAAAGAAGAGGGAGCAGAAGUAGGAGGUUCUGCAGAAGAACAUCAUGCCCCUGGAGUGGAGGAGAAGACGAUGGAGGAGCAAUCUGCUGCAGUGGAGGAGAAAGAGGAGGGAGCUGAUGGUGAAGAAGAGAUCAUCAAAUAUCCUCUGGUGGUGGAGAGGCCGACCCUCCGAAAACAGUUCAGGAAGGCCAUCAUGAAGAGGCUCCGGAGAGUUUGGCAUUCCACCCAAAGACUCGCCGCCUGCUGCUGCUGCUGCCGCCGACCCAACACCAUGGCCUGAAUCCUAAAUGAUCCAGAGUGUAAAACCGACUGCCGUUUCUAGGAGUCAGGAAGGAAUUUUUACCUACAGUGCAGAUUGGUUCCCAUAGUACUCUAGGGUUUUUCGCCUUCCUCUGGAUCAUUGGUCGUUAGGGAUGCCCAAAUAUAAAUUAGCUGUUAAUUUUAAUAAAUCCUGUGCUCUCCGACA